AUGUACCUUUCGAUGUUUCCACUUUGGUUCCUAUGCUUUAUCAUAAUAACCUUGUUGUCGCCAUCAUCAUCAACACGGUAUGAUGAUCAUAUCUCACUGGGAGAGAUUAACGAAGAAGAAAAUUUCCAUUUCCCAAAAGACUUCCUCUUUGGCACUGCUUCUUCCUCUUACCAGCAUGAAGGAGCUUACUUAACCGACGGCAAAGCUCUAAGCAAUUGGGACGUUUUCACUGAGAUCCCUGGAAAAAUCCAUGAUGGAAGCAAUGGGAAGGUUGCUGCUGAUCAUUACCAUCGAUAUCCGGAAGAUUUGGAUCUGAUGAAAGAUCUUGGAGUUAAUAGCUAUCGAUUCUCUUUAUCAUGGGCUCGGAUUCUUCCAAAGGGAAGAUUUGGAGAUGUGAACAUGGAAGGUAUUGAUCAUUACAACAGAAUGAUCAAUGCUACUCUCGAAAAAGGGAUGGAGCCAUUUGUGACGUUGGCACAUUUCGACAUUCCUCAAGAACUCGAAGUUAGAUACGGAAGUUGGCUAAAUCCUCAAAUCCGGGAGUUCCCGCCAUCACGUUGUUCCAAGCCUUUCGGAAACUGCACACGUGGAGACUCCGACAGAGAGCCACUUGUCGCUGCUCACAACAUUAUACCGUCACAUCUAGCCGCCGUCAAUAUAUACCGGAUGAAAUAUCAGGAGGAACAAAGAGGAAAGAUCGGUCUUGUUAUGAGCGCGAACUGGUUUGAACCGGUUAGUGAUUCUUUAGCAGAUAGAUUAGCUGCUGAGAGAGCUCAAGCUUUCUAUUGA
This is a messenger RNA of Microthlaspi erraticum, 789 nucleotides long. The record is from the annotation of a GenBank genome assembly. Lineage: Eukaryota; Viridiplantae; Streptophyta; Magnoliopsida; Brassicales; Brassicaceae.